Molecule: messenger RNA, 1891 nt
Organism: Sphaeroforma arctica JP610
Lineage: Eukaryota; Ichthyosporea; Ichthyophonida
Exons: 1
Coding region: 286-1767 (493 amino acids)
Source: RefSeq, a predicted model, not a curated record
CUUUUCGAUAAUCAAUACAUAGUGCGAAUUUAUUCUGCCAAUUCCGAAUCUUCGCUAAUAGUAAUCAGAAUAACGCUGUGAAAGGAUGGUCUUGUAGAUAUUUUAGAACUUGUAUAUAGAUAGCCACGGACGAACUUUGAGGUAUCUGGCAUUUAUAGUGGACAUUCCACCUAGCAAUUCAGCAAGGGUCCAAAUGACUACAAAUAGUAGAACAUCAAUCUGGAAACGGCAUAUUAACCAACACAAUCUCACAAGAGCAACAAACUACCUAUCUUUAGACAAGCAAUGGCACCACUUCUAAAUAACACGCCCCUACCUGGUUCACUAUCUCUGCACGAUAUCCCCAGCGACAAUACAGUUUUCAAAUAUGAAACUGAUGUGAAGCAGUUGGUCCAGGCCCUCAGUCCACUUGUAAGAAAGUCACCGAAGCAGAUCGAGAAACUUCUUUCUCAGUCCCCUCGCAUCAAUGAUACACAUACCGCAGCAAACGCUCCAGUUCUCUUAGUGCACGGAUUCUUCGGCGAGGGACAAGACUAUUACUGGUGGAACGGUAUGAAACACCAUCAUAAUGUAAUCGUUAGCGACAUCGGCCCAAUAAGCUCGCAGCACGAUCGAGUAUGCGAGCUUUUCUAUCAAAUGGUAGGGGGCACUGUGGAUUAUGGGGAAGAGCAUUCGCAAAAAUGUGGUCAUGCUCGCUACGGACGUACAUUCAAAACACCUGCUUAUGCAGAAUGGUCAUCUGAGAACCCGAUACACAUCAUUGGCUACAGUUUUGGAGGAAACACGGCGCGUGCACUACAGCAGUAUCUGCACGAACAACGCUUCCCGGGGUACGACACAGCAGCUGACUGGAUAUUCAGUCUCACUGCGAUAGCAGCGCCCCUCAACGGAGCGUCGAUCGUUCAUGAUGUUGCGGGCCUAAGUAUUGGCGAAUCGAGUUCAUUUCGGGCAUUGGCACCAGGUAAAUUGCUUGAAAGGGCUUUUCGAUUGUACGAUUGGAUGGAUAUCUCAGUGCUCAGAAAUAACCUUUAUAAUCCAUACUUCGCACAUUUUGGAAAAACUGGGCGAACUGAGGCCGAUUCCUGGAGUGAGUGGUUUUCUAUGCUUGGCGCGUCCAUAUGGAAUACUCCCAUGGAGAACUCUUACGAUCAUGGCUUAUAUGACAUGACACCCGGGAAAUGCUCGCGAAUGAACGACAAGAUGGUGGAUGCUUUCGACUGCACUUACUAUUUCAGCUUUACUAAAACACUCACUGAAGAGUCUUCUUGGAGUGGCAUACACAUGCCCACCACAGCGACCCUUCUUUCACCCGUAGGAGCUUUCCUAGGGAUGCAUAACUACGACGUAAAAUCAUUGCAAACAAUGUAUCCCAACCUGGACGUAAGUACUGAAGAGAAAGUAGCGGCCAUCAACAAUGGAUUGCGUCGCAAUGACUGCGUUGUGCCGACAGUGUUGCAAAGUCACCCUGGAUUGUGCUUCACCCAUGCCGAUCAAUCCGUAGAAACUAGCAAUUAUCUCAAUGGGCUAGUCGGAACCCACGAAGACGGCACUGCGAAGUGUGCAUGCGCGCAUAAAGCUACCUUACAGGAGCAUGGAGACAAUUUGCAAACAGGGAAGUGGUACGUCACCGAUUAUAACAACAUGGAUCACGGUGCUCUGGUCAUGACUGUCUCUGACCUGAAUGUUCAGAAAAUAUUCUUCAAAUCACUAUACUCGAAAUUGCGGGCACUGCCGAUGCCGUCUGAAGAGAACUAUCAUUCCCUCUGAUAUGUCUACUUACAUUGAAUAUUACGGAAAGUCAAUAAUUAGUAUUUCAAUUGAAAUAAACACCAAUAACGUUCUGAAAGAGAAGCUGGGGUAAUAUUCAUUUAAAAUGAAAAUAUAGUUGCCG